GCGGUCCGAGUCGAGUCGUGGCGAGAAAGGCGAUCCUCACCCACAAGUGCGCGCUAGUGUGCCCGUCACCACCAGCAUCACCACACCCAACUCCCCUCCUCGGUUCGACGGUGUUCAGUCGGAGGUAGAGUAAAAGUGAGAAGUGGAAGCGAAUAGGGUACGUGCGGUUCCCGUGGUAGCUGCGCAGCGGAGGAAGGUCGCACAAGUGUCGAUGGUGGCUUUGUUUGAAUGAAUAGCUAUUUCGGAAUUGUUUGGCAGAGCGCGCUUAGGGUGUGGGUGGUGAAAAUUUUACCACCUUUAGUGGGUGAACGGCAUUAAGCGAGGGGCGGUUAGGUGCGGGCUGACGAAAGUGCAUGUCCGUGUGUUUUAUUUUUUCAGCGUGAAGAGGAAAAGCCCAUUUGAAGUGUUAGCAGUGGGCAGAAAAAGAAACGGCAAGUGCCGUCUCGUUCUGGCAGGUUAGCUAGUAAUGUGAGUUCGAUGGUGGAUGAAAAAAGAUUCCAGCAGCUGGAUUGAGGUGGUGGAAAGUUUUGCCAUCCCCUGGAGUUGCACAAGUGUGCAUCAGUUUGUGUAUGUCUGUGGGUGUGCGUGCAGUGGACGAAGAAAACAGCUUGUUACUGCAAAUUUUAGAGGAAAACUAGCCUCCCGAACGCGAAUGGUGGAUAUUGCGUGCAACCGAGCAUGAGUUCGUGAAUAAUUUGCGGUAUAAUUGCGGUGGCUACCGGCACGUAAUACGUAAAUGGUAGUAAAAGCCAAUGAAUUGCGAAUUAAUACUAAUAAACCUAAUUGAAGAAAAAAAUAUUGAGGUUCUGUUGAUUCUUCUCGGAAGCAAAAAAAUAAACCGCCAACAGCUGGAAUAUUUUAAAAGAGAAUAAAAAGGUGUCACAGCAGAACAAAGUUUACCAUAAAUCGCCACCCUGAUGCUGCUGCUUACCGUGCUUCUCAGUUUCUGUCUUGUACGGAACGCCGAAUGCCGAAAGCCCAACCAAGAAAUGUUAGUUGAUCUGAUCCUGUGAUAGGAAAAGCUCGAGGAAAAUAAUUCAGUGAAGCAGCAACACCGGUGUGCCGUGUUCACCUGUUUUUGUCAGUGUUGUAGUGUGUGGAAGGUGUGGUUGUGGGUGGAAAAAUCGAUUCAUUGUGUGUGUGUGCUUAUGAAGAUGCACGCCUUCUGCAGGAAGGCAUUGAUAAAUAGGAUCUCUUUGCUUGUUCAGUGCAAAAGUGUGCCAUUGAAACAGAUCGAACUGCAGGUGUUAAAUCAAUUCCGGAAAAAAACAUCAAAUUCAACGUAUGACGGUAUGUGAGAGUGUUUCUAAUGUUCUACCUUUGUGACGUAAAGCGUGAGCAGUGUAAAGAAAUAGUGGAAAAGCAUUUACCGAGCAUACAGAAGAAGCAAAUACCAAGAAGAUAAAAUUGUGCCGAGUAUAUAACAAUUUAAACUGCUUUCACACCCCUUUAGAAAUUUUCAUCAGCUUGUGAGAAGCAGCAUAAAUUAUCACCAUAAGCGUACCAGAAAUCCUGCCAUCCAUACGAAGAGUGUUUGAGCGCUCAAGCGGGAAAAUUCCGCAACAAAAAAAAGAAGAAACUCGUGGCAAUAGAAGCCAGGUGGCAAAAAGUGACAAAACACAAGUUUUCCUAGAGCUUGAAAAAAGAGGAUUGUCGUACGACAGGAAGAUUUAUCGUAUCGCACCGCUUGUCGAGAAAAAGAAGUGGGAGGUGAAACAGCAGGUCGACAGCAGUACGCAAAGGAUUACACUGGGGCACUCUGCAGGCAAAUCCGAUUAUUUCAUUCAAAGCUCUAACAAAAUGCUUCGACAUUAGGCUAAACAGUAACCCGUUCGUGACAAUGCAACUGAAUGGUACGGUAUCGAUGGCAGCUGCCACCGAGCCUCCCGAACCGCCACCUCGAAAUCCCGAUAAGAUAAAUGCGUCACUCAAACAGCUAGCGGAUGCGAAAACCCGUUCGCUGGAUACUGCAGACAAAACAGCACCGGCCACCGGCGUUCGUCCCUUCCGGCCUAUCCUUUCGCUGGACAAUGCAAAACCAGCACCGAAACAGUUCGAUUCGUCUGGAACACCCACUUCGGCUCCAGCUACGUCAUUCAUCAGCAUCGGUAACAAUGGUACCAGCAACAGUAGCAACAGCACAGAAUCCCACAUUGCCAGCGGCGGGGGUCCAAGCUCGGGCACCACGACGGUCAGCAGUAGCAGUACCAGCCAUGAAAGUGGUGCCUCGCGUACCUUAUCGAACGACAGCGGUGGCGGUGAGCUGGCUCGCGGUGGUUCCUCCGGAAGUGGUGGGGGAAGUCCACCAGGUGGGUGCGGAGACACGACCGGAGGUCAAAUUAGCAACAAAUUGAACUUCGGCUCGCAGCAGCAUACCUCGCCCACACAGAGCGACCGGAGCAGCAGCGGAAGCAAAGAUCAGUCCGGUGAUAAUCUAACUGGCGAUAACCUGUUUAAGAACGGUGUCACUGAUUUGGAGUCGCCACAAACGACCAAGAUUCGGCUGGAAAAUGAACGACUGACGGCGGAAAUAACUCGACUGAAAAAACUGCUGGAAAACUCGCCGGAAGGAGCGGUCGGUGGUAUAGAGCUUUUAUCGGAUAGAGACAGUUUCGAUGCCCACUCAAUGGACGACAGCAGCAGCCGCGUUGAGAAGCUCGAAAACGAGCUCCGGAUAUCGAAAGAAUUAAUCCAGAGUCUGAAACUGGAACGCAAAAAGCUACGCUCGGAUAAGAAUGAUCUUUUGGUACAGGUAAAGCAGCUGUGUGCUUCCCUGCAGGACAAGGAGCAGGAACUGAGAAAUUUCAUACGCAACUUUGAGCAACGAAUACGUGAAUCUGAAACAUCCAGUGCGAAGCAGAACUCGGAACGCGAACGUGAACGAUGGUCUCUUCUGAAGCAUGCCCGCGACGAAGCGGAACGUUCGAUAGCGUUGGCCGCGCAGCUGAACGCUCGAGAUAUUCAACUGCAGAGAACCCAAGAACAGUUACAGGAAGCUAGACGUCAGUUAUCCGGUUGUAUGUCGGAUCAGGAGAGUCUGGUAUCGGCUGCUCCACUAACUCCUCCCUCCGGGUUAAUGAGUCAUGCCCAGACAGCUGCCGGAGGCUACUCGAAUAUCAGCGGAACGCCAGGCGAUCGAGGCUCGUGCAGUGCGGACUCCGGUGUUAGAGAAUUAAUUGCAGGAAGCAGCGAUCGGGAAAGUGCAGCUGGCGAUCUGAACCUAAGUGAUGGUCCCUGCGAGAAUGGACCCUGCAUACAGGUAGACUCGGAUAGUGUAUCGUUAGUGUCUAGUCAUCACAAUAUGUACCAAUAUGGAACACCAAAGGAACGCAGUCCUACGCUGUCUCCGUUGAAUGCCGGGGCAUAUUCACGAUCUGUCGAUAAUUCUGCACUCGCAAAUUCCUUCCGCUCGGUUGAGCAGCUGGGUUCGCCGGUCGAGAACGAGAAUCAAACUUUUUCCAGAAGACUGCAACAGCAACAGGCACAAUCUCAAUCAUCACAAUCAUCUAAGACUGGUGGCGCCACCGGUGGCGUUAGCCUCACGGGUCGCACUGGCCGAGGUGGUACCUGGGGUAGCAUAUCGCGAGUUUUCGCCCGUAGCCGGAAUCGCAACAAGAGUAACCCGGUAGCGGAAGCCGAAGCGGCGGACUUCCAGUGGAGUCCACUGACCGAGGAGGGUUAUGCAGAAAAGUUGCGACUACUGCGGGAAGCUUCCUCAAUGCCGAUGGACCGUUGGCGAGCUUCUCAGGUACUGGCCUGGCUGGAGGUAGCCCUAGGGAUGCCACAAUACAGCGCCCGUUGUGCCGAGAACGUCAAAAGCGGUAAGGUACUGUUGGAGCUUAGCGAUGCGGAAUUGGAGAGCGGACUCGGUACCAGUCAUCCGAUGCACCGCAAGAAGCUACGACUGGCGAUCGAGGAACAACGCAGACCGGAACUGGUUCGGUAUCCGACUAUCGGGCAGCUGGGUCAUACCUGGGUGGCUUCUGAGUGGCUUCCGGAUAUUGGUCUUCCACAGUACAGCGAAUCGUUCAUGCACUCACUUGUAGACGCUCGUAUGUUGGAUACACUAUCGAAAAAAGAGCUAGAGAAAUAUCUUGGUGUCACCAGAAAGUUCCACCAGGCCAGUAUUGUUCAUGGAAUUCACGUGCUGCGGAUAAUGAAGUACGACCGACAAGCGCUCGCGAUGAGGCGUCUGCAAUCCGAAAACGUUGACAAUGAUCCUAUCGUGUGGACCAACCAACGGUUCGUCCGAUGGGCACGAUCCAUUGAUCUUGGGGAGUACGCUGAUAAUCUCAAAGACAGCGGAGUCCACGGUGGUUUGGUAAUAUUAGAGCCAUCUUUCUCCGGCGAUACAAUGGCCACAGCACUCGGAAUUCCACCCUCGAAAAACAUCAUCCGGCGUCAUUUGGCAACGGAAUUCGAAACGCUCAUUCUUCCCGCCAGGGCUACACUGGGCCAGGGGAUCCGAACCGGCGGAACGGUGGUACCAAUCGCUAGCGGAAUCGGAAUGAUGCCCACACCCGGAGAUCGACGCAAUACCGGCAGCUUAAGGUUUUCCGCAUGGAAAGGAUCACAGGGAUCUCUCACGAAAGCAUUCCGGAUAAGUUCCGGGUACAAACCACGCGGCAGUAAUGGAAGCGGAGGCGGUUCUGAUAAAAAUAGUGUCUACAGUUCAACCUCUCCCACCCCAUCGUUCAGCAGCAGUGAGGGAGGCAUCUAUGCGUCAGCGGGUGGACUGCACUUCAUACAUCAUCUCCCACCACCGACCACCGCACCACCACCGGUUCCGGCCAUUUACUCUAUGGCCGGUCAUUCCAUUGGUGGCCCCAGCCCGCAGACCACAACAGAUCAACGGGCCAACCAUCGAGUCAGUGCGCCACCGAUGGAUCAUGCCGGAUCAUCUGCUGCAUCCUCGUCCUCCUCGAUGGCCGCCCUGCCGAAGUACGCCCAGCAUCGGCGGGUGAAAAGCAUUAGCGAUAUCGAGGUAGCUUCCGCUGCUGCAGCUGCAGCUGCGUCCAGCUAAAGGGGGCUCUGGAAUACCGAUACCGAAAUGCCUAACCGAAUUGGAUGACACGAAUUGGACCAUCAACAGCAACAUCAGCCAAAUCGUUUCCAUUCCACGUUCCGGCUACUUUUCGAUGCACACAAUACCCAUAUUUUAUCAAUCGUGGGACCGGGCGCGGCAAGGCGUAUGGCAGAGCAGUUUACGGUUUUACUAGACUACAACAAGGCACUAUACAAUUGGCCCUAGAAGCCACCGCCGCCAGUUGUUGAGAGGUCGAAAUGUGCGCACCGAUAAAACCAUACGGGGAACAACAGCUGACGAACAGAUAUAGGUUACGAAAUUCCAUUUGAGCCGGAAUAUAAAUUUUAUGAGAAUUAUGUUUCGGUUGAUGUUUCGGGCUUAGAGUAAGCGAAUGCAUGGCCGUGCGUAAUUUUUUGUCUGGGAGGGUUUUCAACUCGAAAAAUAUUUAUAUGACACAUGAGCCAAUUUGCUUUUCAAACGAAAAGUACGAACCAAAGAAUCUGGAGUCGGCGAAGUUUGAAAUGGCUGCAGGGCAGAUAAAUGCUUCGUUGAUUCCUGGUAAAGGUUACAAACAUUGAGGCACACAUAUUGAAGCGAGUUUCAUCAGAAGAAAGCACUGGGUUGGAAAAUCUCGUAUACAGGACCAUAAUCUUGAAGCGUAUUUUUCAACACAUCACAAGCUUGCAAUUGAAUGAACGAUUUGCUGUUUACUUGUCAGGUACAAAAGAUUGGUUCCAUUAUUGAUGAAGUUUCUAGUUGAAUGAACAAGAUUUUCAUAAUGAAUAUAAUUCCAGUUAAUCAGAACCCUGAAUGAAAUUUUGAAGUUCACGAGUGCAUGAUUUCAUGAAUCUAGUCUAGUGAUGGGAAACUUAUCGAUAAUAUCGAUAAAUGCUGGACACCGAUAUUAUCGUUAAUUUUUUGACGUUAACGAUAAUUAUCGAUAUUAUAAGGGUGAGCACAAGUCAGUGCGGCUGGUUACUGGAGGAGACCCAAAAGAAGAAGACCUCACCUACCCUACCCCAGGAGUUACUUUUGCCGCUAGGUAUUUGUUGGUUGCUGCUAUUCGACAAGAUUUAGCAUUGUUGGGGGUGGUGUAAAGGUUCGCCCCGGGUGUCACUGAGUUUCUGAGAAAUAAUGGUAACUAAAAAGGUAUUUAUAGUUUUUAGUUUCCUAAGAACAGAUGAAUUCGAUAGCUUAGUACUGGAGAACUUUAAAAAAAUAUCCAAACUUUUUGCACCAUCUCAUAAAAAGCAAUGAUACGAAAUUUUAAUAAAAUGCAUUUUCAUUGGCUUGCCAAUUCUCAUAAUUUGAUAGACAUUCAUAGCGGCAGUCUAUUGGUAGUUCUCUGGUAAUUGUUUAGUUUAGCUUGGAACUGUUUAAGUUUAAAGUAUCUGUGACCCAACAAACAAUUUUUAGUUCCAAAAGAAAUCCAACAAAAUAAUUGAGAUUAAUUAAAUUCUCUCGAAUUUUAAAUGGUCAGAACUUUACGAAAAAUGAAUCAAUUUUGAUAACCGGUUUCAUUUCACUGGAAAACAGUAUUAUAUUAGUAUUACUUGGGUACUUGGUGUGACCAACCUACACCUUAAAUGUUUCGGAUUUCAUGAGUGUGUGUCAAAGUGUACAUUUUUGCAACGCUUAGAACGUUUUAGGCAGCUAAAUUGUCUAUCUAAAAUACUUCAUUUAAAAAAAUCAGAGAUCACCGAUAAUUUUUAAAAUCAUUUUUUGUUUUUAAAAUUAAAUUUUUCUCAGAGUAGGAUCUUAAACUCAUUUUUUUAUAUUUUUUAAGGAAAGUUCAGAUAAUUUUUACUAAGAUAUAUUGAUUCAUAAGAAAAAGGUUCAAAUACAGUUAGGUUUUCUUGCGCGGGGGAUGCCUCGUGAAAAAAAAACAUGUUGAUUCAGAAAUCCGCUUGAAAAACCGCUUUAAUUCAAAAAUUCGCGUAGAAAACCACGUUAAUUUGAAAAUCUGCAUAAAUAACCUUUUAGAGAAAAUCCGCGUGAAAAUAAUCUGACCUUUUCAAAUGUUAAUCUAGUUAAAUUUUCAAACGCAAGUUUGCAAAGUAGUUUGGUUUAAUAAGACCUACACACCCACAAUGUUCGAUUGAAUUCUGCUAGAGUGCUGCAAGCUCAAAAAAAAUUAAUACCCAACAGGGAAAAAAACCGCCAAAGUCAACACCCAUACUUAAAAAAUUCAUACCUCGUUGACUCCUUGGCGAAUUUUCAAUCUUUGGCUACCAAUGAACCCGAAAUAAAUUCUGAUUUAUUGACAACAUAUAAACCUAAGUGAAACAGAAUGUCAGAAAAAGUUCUACGCGAUGCAAAAAUGUACACUUUGGCACACACUCCGGAAAUCCGAAACAUUUCCAGUGACCCUUGGUCACGUCCCGUUCUCAAGUAAUUUAAGGAAACUAGGACAGUUUUCCAGUAAAAUGAACCUGUUUUGUCAGAAUUGAUUCAUUUUUCGUGAAGUUUUGGCCAUUUAAAAAUUGACAGAAUUUUGCCUGCUUCAAUUAUUUCCCUUAUUAUACAACCUUCAAAAUGAACUUCGGAUUGAAACUACUCCGUAGAAAGCACUCCCGGCGUAAAACCCGAAGACUUUCCAAAACAAACUGUUUAACUCGUCCGGUUGUUUGAAUUUUCAUUCGCAGUGUCGUAAGAUUUGUCAUUCAAGGCCUGAACACAAUGGAUACGUUGCGGCUGCGUUUGCGGCAAUUUGACAGUUAGCCCAUACAUUUACUGUCACACUGACGUCAACGCAACGCAAACGCAUCCAUUUGUCAAAUAACGUUUGCGGUAAAAAAAAGGACAAAAAUUGCCGAUUUUUCAUGGGUUUACCUUUAAUCGCACUGACGAAACUACUCAUGCAUCAUCAAUCAUUGUAACCCAUGAGUUAGCAAAAAAAAAUUGACAGCUCUAUCAGUCAAACUCUAACUGUGAGGGCGAAAAAAGUGAAGCUACUCCGUUCAGAAGUGUGCGCGUUCAAAAAACGGUACCCCGCCGCGUCAAAAACGGACAUCGUGCGGCACUUUGUGGACGCCGGGUAUGCCGGUUCUGGCAUCUACAACAUCUUGACUCUAUUGGACAACGAUCAGAGCAUCGAAAGAAAGCCCGGUUCCAUACGGCCAACAACCCUGAGCGGCAAGAAGCUUCAAAGGAUGCUGAAGAGGAAGACCGAGGGAAAAGUGGCUAAAUCGCUGCGUGCACUUGGCCGAGAGGUCCGUGCAUGCUCUAAAACAGUGAAAAAGUAUCAGGGGAACAUGGACAUACAUGCAGGAAGCGGCAGUCCCGUCCACUGGUCUCGGAGCUGCAGGCAAUGACGCAGCGACAGCGGUUGAAUAAGAUGGUCAAGUCGAUUUUCCUGGCGAAUCGCGACUUGGCAGUGGUAUUGGACGACUAGACCUAUCUUACCCUGGAUGGCAAUGACUAGCAGGGCUCUUUGUAUUUACCUCCCCCACGAAGGAAGCGAGCACCGAGGUAAAGUUUAUUUCACAGACCAAGUUCCCCAAGAAGGUGCGGCUGUGGCUGACAAUCAGCGAGAAAGGGAUGUCAAAGUUGCUCUUCUUUCGCUCCGGGCUGGCCGUGAACGGGGAAAUUUAUAGUACGAAGUGCCUGACAGGAGUUGCGUCGUUCAUCAAGAAAUACCAUAAGCGCGAAGACACGGUGUUCUGGCCAGAUUUGACGUCGGCCAACUACUCGAAGCGAUCGUUGGAGGAGAUGGCGUGGCUGAAUAUCGAUGUGGUACCGGAGUCGGCGAAUCCGCCCAAUGUCCCUCACCUGCUUCCCAUCGAGAAUUUCUGGCCAAACUUGAAGCGCAAGAUCUACUCCAACAAUUUUGCGCGAAAACGGAGGAAGAAUUAAUAAAAAAAAACGAAUAAAGAGCUUAAAAACCUGGCUACACGCAUGUUUUUGUCCGCCAUGGCGAAUGUUCCUUCCUUCCAUGGGAAAUUUAUCCAACUCAAUUAUCUGUCAUAGUUUUUUUUUUCAUCACCAUCUGAAAUACUUUUUUUCUCACCAUCUGAAAAAAAUUUUUUUUUACCGCAAACGUUAGCUGUCAAAUUAUCGAUACUUAUCGAUAAUAUCGAUAAAAGCCCCUGAAUUAUCGAUUGUUAUCGAUGUCUGUUUUGGGCGAUAUUUCCCUUCACUAAUCUAGUCUUUGGCUUGACAGCCGCCUGUCGAUUAAUCGGCACUAGUUAGGGCCAAGCACAAUGGAUACGCUUGCGUUGCAUUGACGCUAAUUUGACAGUAAAUUUAUGGGGUAACUGUCAAAUUGCCGCAAACGCAGCCGCAACGUAUCCAUUGUGUUUAGGCCGAUUAACUGGUCCGCUUACACACUGAGAAAAAAACACACGCUCAUACCAAAUGCACUUUACAUAUGAAUGUCAAUAAACGAACCCCAUUCUGACGUGUUUAAGCAUUGAAAUCUGAGUGUAAGAAGAUUGAUUUUGAUAUUCAUGACAUGGAAAACCUCUCUGUAAGACACUUGAUUUUGUGCUGUGAACUGAAACGCAAGUGUAUUCCACGUAGAUAUGGAAUGAUUCAUCUAUUAGCACAGACGUAAAUGGAAUCCACUUGGCAGUAACGUGCCGAUUUUUUAUAGCGUAGCAGCUUUAAGAAUUUAAUACGAACAUUUUUCGCGUUUUUAGUAAGCGUGUAGGAGCAUAGAAGUUGAGUUUUUCUAGCAAAUUUUCCGAACAUGGAAACUGUGGAUGCUUAAGCGGGACAAUUCAACGGAACACAUACUUUUGAAGUAGAAUACUUCUCUCAGGAAGUUCGGCUACAUAGGGAUGUGAAAUGAAAAUCUAAAACCGAAAGAAGUGAAAAAUAUGUCCAAUUUCAAAUGCUAAUAAAUCGGUUAGUAUUCGAUGGAUUUCCUUCGUUCUUGCAGCAAUAGAUUGGAAAAUCUUCUAAGAUUCUUCCCAAAAUAAGAUAAUUGUAAUUUUAUUAUUCACACUAUUGUACUAUUGAAAAUAGUCAAGCCUUGUCAAAACGAAAAAUUCAACCUCUGAUUGGUCGUUAUAUGCUUGCUUCCCAAGCACGGUCGACAGGAUCAUAUCGUCGGCUUCGUGCAACACUGGCACAACUCAAAAUUUUGCAUUUUUGAGUUUUUGAUGGCAAACGAUGCGAAAUCUAGUUAAGUUUCAUCCCACGAAACCUCGUUUCAAAAUUCCUAACAAAUCCAGAGUUAUGAGUAGAAGUGCCUUUGCUGCACAAAUCGAAAUUUCUCAAUAAAGUUAGUAAAAAUAAGGUUUCAACUUGGACAACGUGCUCAUAAUAUGUGCAUAAUAGACCCAAAUGUGUUAAAAGAGGAUUGAUAAUUUUAAACUUCAAAGUUUUCUUGAAAAUCGAAAAAUAAAUUUUCGACGCAAAUUUUCAAACGCGUUUUCCUCGAAACCAUGAUUUUUGAGUUGUGCCACUGUUGCACGAAACCGACGAUAAGGAAAUGGUAAACCUGAACUGAAAGGGGUGGCCUAUUACGUAGCACCCUUCGGCUAUAAAAGAGUGUUUCUGGGAAAACUAGCUACAUUCAUUAGUCGGAAGGUGAACUGGAUGGACCGUCCACAACGUUGACAGCAGUAACAGCAGAUAUCGGCACUCAGCAGUAACAGACCAUAGCAGCGGGUUGCGCCUGUGGUUGCCUUCAAAUUAAACAAAUCACUUGCCCUGUGGUUGGUCAUCACGUCUCAGGAGCAGCGCGGUUCUUCUCAGCGUGUGUCGCCAGACUGCCAUUAUUCCCCCCGUGUUGGGGCAGCAUGAAGAUUGCCAUCAGGAAAUCCAAUUUUGAACAUCAAAAUGCCUUUUUCAAGGCAAAUAAACAAGUCAUUGAAAGUUAAUAAUUUUUGUCAACGAAAGCAAGCAUUCUGUGUUGCAUCCUAGCAAUUUAAAUUUGUCGCACCCGUCUAAUUCACUGAAUGUGAAAUAGCUUCCACAGUGCAUGUUGUCCGUGUAUCUUAAAUCCCCCAAUGUUAGGGCAGCUCAAAAGAUGUAAUUAGCAACCGAUUUUGAACCGCAAAAUGCUUUUUUCAAGGCAAAUAUAAAAAUAAUUGAAGGUUAAUAAUUUUCUGGCAUCAACACAAGCAGACAUUCUGUGCGGGAUGCAAUCAAAUUCUGUUGUAGUUGUCUAAUUUUUACUUUUACUUUAUUGAAGUAGAAUACUUCUCUCAGGAAGUUCGGCUACAUAGGGAUGUGAAAUGAACAUCUAAAACUGAAAAAAGUGAGAAAUAUGUCCAAUUUCAAGUGCCAAUAAAUCGGUUGGUUUUCGAUGGAUUUCCUUCGUUUUUGCAGCAAUCGAUUAGAAAAUCUUCUAAGAUUCCUACCAAAUGCAUGAAAUUGCAAUUUUAUCAUUCAAACUAUUGUACUAUUGAAAACUUUUAAGCCUUGUCAAAACACAAAAUUCGACCUCUGGUUGGUCAUUAUACCGCGCUUUCUCAAGCACGGUCGGCAAAGUUAAGAACCUAGUAAAUUGGGAAUGCAUCAUUUGGCCUAUAUAAGAGCUUCAUCAGAUAAUAAACAGACAUUUUAUCGGAUAUUAAAUUGAACAACUGAAAUUUGAAGAACACAAAUGAAUAUUUGAAGAGCUAAUAUUUUCUCGUUUUGCGCUAUAAUCCAAAGUUAAUUAUCUUCAUCUACAUGCAUACUCUGACUAUUAUUACGUGUUUGCGUCGCUAAGUGUUUGGCUGCGGUCAUGCAGAACGCAAGUAACGGCGCGAUGCGAUUCGGCAAGACGAAAUGUGUUGAAAUGUAUAGCUCUACUUCGCCUUAAAAAGAGCUGUACAUUUUACCACGGUAAGGCGAAUCGCAUCGCGCCGGCAUUCGCGUUCUGCAUAACCGUAGCCUUUGUUCCGUUUCCGUUUAAUGAUGUCGUAUUAAAUGUGCAUAUUACAAUCCGGCAGCACUUUAACUUCUCAUUUGCACAAAAUUGAAAAAUAUUCAAUGAACUUCAUUCAAAAUAUCAAACAAAAAGAAAUUACAAUUUUGCCAAUGAACCAAUGAACGGUCAACGUUUAUUUACUAGAAAUGAAUGAAUGAAUGACACGCAGGCAGCCGGGUUAUCUUUCUUGUAAAAGUAUUCUACUUCAACCUUGCGGUCGUGGCUUUGCAUACAACCUUCCUGUGAUUUAAAAAAAAAAGAUUAGGUCGCGGUUUCUCUGGUAGAAGAAACUUAUUCAAUGAAAAAUGGUUACCACCACAUACAUAAGACAAACGUAACACUCAGGAUGAAAUCUUCCAAAAAAGUUGGUACAAAAUGAACUAGUCGAAAGAGUACAACAAAAAAAUCGCCAGUGUUACGUAUGUCUGAGUAUGUGGUUACCACUCUAACUAAUGUUCGUCAUUUAAAAGCCCAAGGUAUCCCCUCUAAUAUGCUACUAAAAUUGGAAUGUUCUAUCGACGGGUCUAAAGCAUUUUUUUUCAGACAUAUUUUUUGUAAUUGGAAAGCUAAUGAUAUGGAUGGGAGCUGUGAAGAGUUAUCACGGGCCGUACUGAAACCUUCAGCGUUUCGUACAGAUAAAGAAGAGGAAAUGCAUAUUUAUUCGUUAUAUUGUGCAAAGAGAAAUACUCCGAUGAUGACCGUAGAUUUGCAAUACUCUACGGAUUUAAAACAAAAAUGGCAUCUCAGGGCAGGGUAGGUGAUUUCUUUCACAUUCUUGUUAACCUUUUUAUUUACAAAUCUUUAAAUUUUCACAAUUUCAAAAGUAGUUAUGGCACAUUCUGUACUCAUAUUGUACGAAAUUUUCGAUUGGGUUUGAGGAUAUCGAAUGUGUCUUAGCUAUAACGCAAAUUUCGUUAAGCAUUGAUCCACUUACCCAUUGAAAUAUCUUGUAUUGCUUAAUCUUAAUUUGUCUGCACUGCCGUACUACUAACCGGUAUAUUUUAGCAGUUGUAUUUUACUCUUUUUUUUUUUUAAAGAGCAUAACCCCCAUAAUCAAUUACCAUAAAAAGUGCCUAACAACUAGUUCGGGAUAUAGUUACGACUGUAUGGGUUAUCGUUAAAACAUAUAGACUAUCGUCCGUUUAUGGUUAUUGAUUAUGCGGUAAGCCCUCAAAACUCCGUGCGCACGGCCAUGCAAAAAUUAAUUCGGUUUCAAGUCUUGAUUGCUUAUUUUUACUCAUCAGCACUCGGUUGCUAAUGCCUAACCCCUUCGUGGGCCAUUCCACACCGCCAUUGUCGUGCCAAACCGUUCUGCGGGCGCCAUCUAUAUGAAACCGAUUUUUUUUUUUCAUUUAUACUACAGAUGUAAUAUUGAAAUAUAGCGCACUCGGUUGAUGAAAUGUUGCGGUCAAUUUAUCAGCACAGGCACGGGAGCGGAAAAUUCGCCACACACAGUUCGAUUAAUGCUGUCCCGUGACCUCAUUUAUAAAUUGAUCAAAUUGUGAUAUGAGCAUAAUAUUUUUGCAACCGCAGGUUGUCCUCUCUAAAGCAUCGUGCUACCAACAAAACCACUCGCAGAUAAUUAUUCAGAAAAGUGAAGAUACCGUAUAAAAAAUACCAACAACUGUGUGUAAGGCAAAGUACAUUCUAUGUUAUGUGUUUAAGUCUCUCAAAACAAAACCCUUAGCACGAAAUCAACAUAUCACAUUCUUGAUUCAUAACCAAUCGUAUAGGAAACCACAGACAGCCAGACACACAUUCCAGAUCGAUUAUUCUCACACAUAUCUCAGAUGUUGUAAAAACGAAGAGGGACAGUUGUUAUUUUGACGAACGUUGAACAUCAACUGUAACAACACAUUCCAUCAUAGCAACAACACAUGCGAUAAUCCAAUAUAAAUGGUGUGUAGUUUAGAGACAUCGCAUAGUCAAGAGUGCGAAAGACUACGGCAGCCGCAUUUCGCAGAAACAAAAACCAAAAUAAACUUCACCUUAUCAGAUGGGGGAAAAACAAACAGCCGAUCAAAAUAUCGAGAGCCUAUUUACGAACGGAAUGAUAAACUGAAACAUAUAUUCUUGUAUCAGCUGUACCGCGUAUAUUUAACCAUACCAAUACCACUAUAUAUAUAGCAUAAAGAAGCAACUAACUGAAAUGAUAAUCACACACGAUGUAUUACAUACAAGGAUGUUUAGCUAAAACUUCGUUUAAUCUGCUCAACAGUAUCAAAAUUUAUUUUUAAAACUAUUACUGCUCGCGAAGCAAACAAUUCAAUGUGUGCUGCUAAGAAAAGAUAAGGAAGAUUUAAAAAAAAUCAUAAUGUUUAUCCUAAACUCGGAAUCCCAAAGACAUUAACUAAUUGACUUCAAAUGAAAUUGAUUUUUAACUUAUACUAGAAUAACUUAUUGGAAUUGUAUUUUAAGAGAAACUCCGCAAUGGAACGCUAGUACUAAGAAAACCAAUUACCAAUGCGAAAUAAAAUGUUUGUAUUUAUU
Messenger RNA from Wyeomyia smithii (pitcher-plant mosquito), 14381 nucleotides. RefSeq names its product kazrin (gene Liprin-gamma). The transcript is spliced from 15 exons. Lineage: Eukaryota; Metazoa; Arthropoda; Insecta; Diptera; Culicidae. The coding region runs from base 1841 to 5023 and encodes 1060 amino acids. The record is from RefSeq and is a predicted model, not a curated record. Gene Ontology annotation, molecular function: protein binding.